AUCAGAUUACCUGAGAAAAUGUCAGGACGUAGAAAGAAGAACAAGAGCAAAUUGUUGCAGAGAAGGCACCGUCACGUCCUCGGUAAGGAGCAAAGGUACCAUCAGUCGCGAGACCGAGAAUCGGAUGAAUCGAGCGAGGAGAAUGACAAGACAGAGUCGGCAAACGAGUGGCCGUUACCAUUCCCCGUGGCUAUGUGGGACUUGGAGCACUGUGAUCCCAAAAAAUGUACUGGCAGGAAGCUGAUGAGACAAGGUUUAAUAAAGUUGUUGCGAUUGGGCACUCGAUUUCAAGGCCUAUGCCUCACUCCUAAGGGUAGCAAGUGCGUGACUCCCUUGGAUCGUGAAAUUGUGCAAAAGUACGGCUGUGCAGUCGUAGAUUGUAGUUGGUCACGGAUAGACGAUACUCCUUUCCACAAAGUAAAGACAGCCCAUCCUCGCAUCUUGCCAUUCUUGGUUGCUGCCAAUCCUGUCAACUUUGGGAGACCCUGUGAGUUGAGUUGUGUCGAAGCUAUUGCGGCUACUUUAAUUAUAACAGGAUUCACGGAUGAAGCUAAGCUAUAUCUUGAGAAGUUUCGUUGGGGACACUCAUUCUUGAAGCUGAAUGAUGAAUUGUUGGAAAAGUAUGCUCGUUGUGCAAAUAUUGAGGAAGUGAUAGCAGUACAAGAUAAAUUUUUAGAAGAUGCCUGGAAAGAGAAAAUAAAUAGGCUUGCGCUUCCCGUCUUCCCGCAAAGUGAUACGUCAUCUGAAGAAGAAGAAAAAGAAGAAAAAGACAAAGAUAAGAAUAUAGUAUCCGAAAUAACUGAAAAUCUAGACAGUGCAAAAGUAUAAAGUACAAUGAUUAAUUAUGAUUAUUUGACACGAUCGAGUAUUAUAAUAACUUUUACAUAUGUAAACAUUU
Molecule: messenger RNA, 898 nt
Organism: Pogonomyrmex barbatus (red harvester ant)
Lineage: Eukaryota; Metazoa; Arthropoda; Insecta; Hymenoptera; Formicidae
Product: 18S rRNA aminocarboxypropyltransferase-like
Biological process (GO): maturation of SSU-rRNA
Molecular function (GO): rRNA small subunit aminocarboxypropyltransferase activity
Source: RefSeq, a predicted model, not a curated record